Salvelinus fontinalis (brook trout) is the source of this 3850-nucleotide messenger RNA. RefSeq names its product prolyl 4-hydroxylase subunit alpha-3-like. Gene Ontology annotation, molecular function: protein binding; iron ion binding; procollagen-proline 4-dioxygenase activity. The record is from RefSeq and is a predicted model, not a curated record. Gene Ontology annotation, cellular component: endoplasmic reticulum. The coding region runs from base 199 to 1842 and encodes 547 amino acids. Gene Ontology annotation, biological process: peptidyl-proline hydroxylation to 4-hydroxy-L-proline. Lineage: Eukaryota; Metazoa; Chordata; Actinopteri; Salmoniformes; Salmonidae. The transcript has 13 exons.
GUGCGGGGAAUCACACAGAACCGCAGGACCGAGCUAAGCUUUCCCGUAGGGCAGAUUUGAGUGGUUUCAAACAAGAAACUGCGCUACAUUUAAUACAUUUAAAGCAAGACCCAUUGAUAGAGAUUAAAGUUGACAAAAAAUCUAUCGCAAGCCUAGGCAACUUUUUAAACGUCAUCGAGGGCAUCAUAUGCGAGCAAAAUGCAAAAUUAUUUCAAAUCCAUUUACUCAGUCUGUGUUAUAAUCAAUAUGAUUUUGAUACCAUUAUCUUUUGGUGAGAUGUAUACGUCAUUAUUGAACGUCAAACAAGCCAUCAUUGUUGAAAGACAACUUAUUGAUCAUUUAGAAACUUAUAUUGAACACGAAUCGGAGAGACUUGAAGACAUCAAAAGGUUUUAUGCAAAGGUGUCAGAAUUGCACAGUGAGGUGUACAAUGGACCAUCAGCUGCUAUGGCAAACCCCUUGGUGGCGUUUACUCUUAUCAAGCGCUUGCAGUCCGAGUGGAUUAAUCUGAUCUACAGCGAUGAAGCACAAGAGAACACCCAAGCCUUCAGGUCCGGUUACGAGGAGGUGGAGGAGGAGGGAAGCUUGCCAAAACUGGAGGACCUUCAGGGGGCGGCCAAUGGGUUGAUGAGACUGCAGGAUGUGUAUGCCCUUCAAGUGGGGGGACUUGUGAGAGGUCACUUCCAGAGGAUCACUAACGGCAACCCCAUUGAAAUCUACAGUCCCACAAUAUCUGUUCUUCUUUCUGGGGAUGACUGCUUCCUGGUUGGGAAGGUUGCCUAUGAGUUGGAGGACUACUACCACUCAGUGCAGUGGCUGGAGGAGUCAGUGCGUCUUUUCCGAAGGGCAGGGGGGGAAUGGAGCCCAGAGAAUGAGGGAACUCUGGAAGAUGCUCUGGAUCACCUGGCCUUCUCUCACUUCAAGACAGGAAACAUCUCCUAUGCACUGAGUCUCUCUCAGGAAUUGUUGAACCAUGAUCCCAUGAACAGGAGAGUUUUGAAGAAUGUAGAGAAGUAUGAGCGACUGCUUGUUGACAAUCCACCAUCACUGAGCGCUGACACUGGGUUGAAGAGGCCCAACACCACCUAUCUACGGACAAGGAACACCUACGAGAGACUGUGUCGGACACAGGGCACUCCGCCAAUGCGUUAUGAAAACCCCCGGCUGUUCUGUGACUAUUUCAACAAUGACAGUCCUGGGCUACUACUGCAGCCAAUCAGACGGGAGGUGCUGAGCUUGCAGCCGUAUGUGGUCCUCUACCACAGCUUCAUCACUGACUCAGAGGCAGAGCGCAUCAGGGACCUCGCCCAGACAGGGUUAAGGAGAUCUGUGGUGGCAUCUGGAGAGGAACAGGCUACUGCAGAGUAUCGCAUCAGCAAGAGUGCAUGGCUAAAGGACACAGUCCACCCUAUCAUUGGGAGGCUGGACCAGAGAAUCACCUUGCUCACAAGUCUCAAUGUGCAGCCUCCGUAUGCAGAGUACCUCCAAGUGGUGAACUAUGGGAUUGGAGGACACUAUGAACCUCAUUUUGACCAUGCAACGUCAGCAUCAAGCCCCCUUUUUAGGCUCAACACUGGGAAUCGAGUGGCAACCUUCAUGAUAUACCUCAGUUCAGUGGACGCAGGUGGGUCCACAGCCUUCAUCCACGCUAACUUUAGCAUUCCUGUUGUGGAGAAUGCUGCCCUCUUCUGGUGGAACCUCCAUAGGAACGGUCAAGGAGAUGGGGACACUCUGCAUGCUGGCUGCCCUGUCCUUGUUGGGGACAAAUGGGUGGCUAACAAAUGGAUCCAUGAGCACGGCCAGGAGUUCCAGAGACGCUGCAGCCCAAAUCCUGAGGAGUGAGAAGAGAGAAAGCAGCUGCUGGGACCGCUUGGAGUACAAGAACCAGCCUCCACAAUGGAGCCGUGUGCGCCACGCAGGCAGAGAGGGAGGGAACGAGAGAGAGUGCAAGAGAGGGCAUGCGAGAGCGCUUGAGGCUGGGGGAGGGGAAGGCAGCCAAAGAGCAGCCUGCAUCUGUGAUUGGAGCUUCAGGCACAAGGGAACGAGGAGCACAGACACUGCUGGAGGGGGCUGGAAUGGCAGGGGGCUGACUUGGUUUUGGGAAGGAGGAGGUGAUGGUGGGGGAGAAGGGCAUUUGGCAAUCAGCCCCAAAGGCAGAGUGGCCUCUUGCUCCUACUCCCCAGUCAGUCCCUGCUGGAGCAGAGAGAGAGAGAGAGGCCUCUUGCUCCUACUCCCCAGUCAGUCCCUGCUGGAGCAGAGAGAGAGAGAGAGGCCUCUUGCUCCUACUCCCCAGUCAGUCCCUGCUGGAGCAGAGAGAGAGAGGCCUCUUGCUCCUACUCCCCAGUCAGUCCCUGCUGGAGCAGAGAGAGAGAGGCCUCUUGCUCCUACUCCCCAGUCAGUUCCUGCUGGAGCAGAGAGAGAGAGGCCUCUUGCUCCUAGUCCCCAGUCAGUCCCUGCUGGAGCAGAGAGAGCGAGAGAGGCCUCUUGCUCCUACUCCCCAGUCAGUCCCCGCUGGAGCAGAGAGAGAGAGGCCUCUUGCUCCUACUCCCCAGUCAGUCCCUGCUGGAGCAGAGAGAGAGAGAGGCCUCUUGCUCCUACUCCCCAGUCAGUCCCUGCUGGAGCAGAGAGAGAGAGGCCUCUUGCUCCUAGUCCCCAGUCAGUCCCUGCUGGAGCAGAGAGAGCGAGAGAGGCCUCUUGCUCCUACUCCCCAGUCAGUCCCCGCUGGAGCAGAGAGAGAGAGAGAGGCCUCUUGCUCCUACUCCCCAGUCAGUCCCUGCUGGAGCAGAGAGAGAGACAGAGGCCUCUACACUCACACACUGGGCUGGUUUCAGUUAACGCUGCUAGGCUGUUUGUCUGUUUGUUUGAAAAUCAAUGUAAAAAUAAGUAUAAUGCAGCCUUUUGAAAACUAAUGCACUGAAUCUGUCAGGAUACGCUUCACACGGACUGAUCUCAUUAGCACAGCGCUGAUCUUUACCAUCAGAAUUGAGUUCGAAUUAUAUUUCUCUAACCAUCUCACACCUUAAGAAUGUAGUUAAGAGCAGCGCUGUGAUUGAGGAAAAAGGUUAUUGGGACUUUUUCCCAUUCAUGCUGUCAGUUCAGGAAACCAAAGGAGAUGAGGUAGUCGUCUCUCCCACUGAGCGGCUUGCUGACAUUUGGUGUGCUCUCUAUUGCUCAUCUCCUUGUAGCUAAUGGGGUGCAUAUGAGUCAAACCUGUUGUGUCUUCUAGCUCCCAUUCAGAGGCAUAAUUAAUUAGUCAUGGUCUGUAAAACAGAUGAUUGGAUGAAUGCAUCUGCUUUAGUACAGAGUCUCUGACCUCACUACAAAUCCUGGGUAUCUAGCUGCAUACCAGCCAGCCAAAAUAUGUGUUUGUAUGUAGGUCAAAACACCUCUGAAAAGAGUGCAUACCAACUUUCACACCUAGUCUAUGAGGAAGUGAGGAGUGAAAUGUACUGUCGGCUCCCUCUCUUUGGGCUGGGUGCUGCCUUUUGAGUGACAGGGACUGUUGAAGGGAGAGGGGUUCAACAAGGAUAAUAUCUCUGCCUGCUGGGAUGUAAGGAAGUUUUCCCUCCGGUGCACAACCCCGUACCACCCCUAACCUUUAGACACACACACCACACACAGAUACAAACACAGAGGUCGUAUACUAAAGGAAUGCUACAUUCUCCCAGCUGCAUUCCUUAACAGUAGACCUUGAUUGUUCCCCCUGGAGUGGAUUGACAGGAGGCCCAUGUUUGAUAAAAUGCAUGGAGGAUGGAGGUUAUGCCUUUGGCGUUUCUCCAACCAAGAACAUUUCUAUUCUAUGGAAUUCUCAAACUUUAUAUGAUUUCAAAAUAAAUAACUUCAACAAAAA